GUCUUGCCACAGCACUGGUCUGGUACUGCGGAUAUGCGUGCACUGUAUAGCGGACACGGACGAAUGUCGCACGGAGAGAAUGACAUUUAAAAUUCGUGACUGAGGGAGCCGAGGCGACGAGGAAAACGACGCACGAGCGUUGACAGCGUUGUGACGUCGUCACAUGGAGCAUUGAGGAGCAGUUGAGCCGACGAAAAAUCAGCGAUCAUGGACCUCAACAACGAUCUGGACCAACAUUUGCUGCACCAGUUCAGCUGUCUCGGUACCACGGACAAAGACGACCUGGUGAAGCAGCUGCAGAAGCUGCUGGCUGACAGCCACCUCAACGAAACGACCGCCGCAUUCUUCCUGGACAUGAACAAUUGGAAUCUGCAAGCAGCAAUUUGCAGUUACAUCGAUUUUGGAAAUCCCUUCAACACCCCUUGUAUGACAUUAAUAUGUGACAGCACAAUUGGUGAAGGGGAAGCUGUGCCACCCAGUACAAACUUUCAGAAGUCAUGGCGCGUACAAAACAGUGGCACAGAAACUUGGCCGAGUGGAAUCCAUCUGCAACAUUCUAGCGGAAUACUGAUGGGUUGUGCAAGGAUACCAGUUCCACCAUUGGCUCCCAAAGAGACUACAGAGUUAAGCGUAACAUUGAAGAGUCCAGCUGAAACUGGUGUCCAUCAAAGUAAAUGGAGAAUGAUGACGUCUAAUGGUGUCUAUUUUGGUGACGUUAUUUGGGUGAUUAUAACAGUGAACGAGUGUGGCACGUUAGCAGUCACUCAACAGCUUCAUCAAUUAAGUACACAGUCCAACGAUGUACAAAUGUGCUAGCCCCAACGUACAAAGUCUCUCCUAAAAAAGAUUUAUGAAAUAUUUAUGUGAGGUGUCUCUCAGAUCAUUGUAAGUUCGCGAUAAAUUGUCGUUUUUAAAUUUUAUAUAGAGAGGUCACUUUCUUUUUCACAACGGAGAUUUGUUUACUGCUCCAGCACCUCAUAAAAAAUAAAAAUGCUGUAUAUUUGAGAUAACUACCAAUAAUAAAGAAUGCAAUGAAAUUGGCCAUACUUUUACGCUGAUUAUAAUAUUAAUGAGAUGCAGAGCUAGUUAUGAAAGAUGUAUCUUACAAAAUGUAUUUCCGGUAAAAGUUAUUAGAUCUCAUUUUGUUAGAAAUAUAAUUCCUUAUAUAAAGCUAAUUUACAUAAAGACAUAUAAACAAUUUAUACUAUAUAUUGUAUGGGAAUCAUAAUUUUGUUAUAUUUAGCAGCUGCUUAUAUGUAAGGCCUUUCACGAUGUUAUCACGAUUUGUAUCGCGCGUGAUUGAUCGAAAUUACAUUUGUAUAAUAAAAUUGAAAAAUAUACAAU
This is a messenger RNA of Formica exsecta, 1344 nucleotides long. RefSeq names its product protein ILRUN. The record is from RefSeq and is a predicted model, not a curated record. The transcript is spliced from 3 exons. Gene Ontology annotation, biological process: macroautophagy. Gene Ontology annotation, cellular component: phagophore assembly site. NCBI's taxonomy places the organism in Eukaryota, Metazoa, Arthropoda, Insecta, Hymenoptera, Formicidae. Gene Ontology annotation, molecular function: ubiquitin binding. Bases 208 to 816 code for a protein of 202 amino acids.